CAAAAGGUUGACCUCUGACCUCACCAUGAGGGUCUGCAGGAGCUGUGGGGGGGGGGACAUUGACGUGGACCAGGCCCGAGGCAGCGCUGUCUGUACCAGCUGCGGGUCUGUCCUCGAGGACAACAUCAUCGUCUCCGAGGUCCAGUUCGUAGAGGGGUCGGGGGGCGUGUCCUCUGCAGUGGGACAGUUUGUCUCCGCUGACGGUCCAGUGAAGGCGCCGCUGCUUGGUUCUGGCUUUCAUACGAGUGUUGGUAAAGAAUCCAGAGCGCAGACCCUGCAGGCUGGGAAGCGUCAGAUCCAGCAGCUGGGCAGUCAGCUGAAACUGAACCAACACUGCCUGGACACGGCCUUCAACUUCUUCAAGAUGGUGGUGAGUAAGCACCUGACUCGAGGAAGGAAGACGGAGCACGUGAUCGCCGCCUGCCUCUACCUGGUGUGUCGCACUGAGGGGACGCCACACAUGCUGCUGGACCUGAGUGACCUGCUGCAGGUAGGACCCACGGAUAGUCUGUAUACUUAUUUAUUUGUAUAUCUGUAUAUGUGUUAGAAAAAGUUUCAAAUCAGGAUCCAUGUAUUUAUUAUCCCUGCAAGACAGGAAGUAGUCAUCACACAUAGAGCAUA
Messenger RNA from Notothenia coriiceps (black rockcod), 621 nucleotides. Its product is annotated as transcription factor IIIB 90 kDa subunit-like. Gene Ontology annotation, biological process: transcription by RNA polymerase III; DNA-templated transcription initiation; transcription preinitiation complex assembly. The transcript is spliced from 5 exons. Lineage: Eukaryota; Metazoa; Chordata; Actinopteri; Perciformes; Nototheniidae. Gene Ontology annotation, cellular component: transcription factor TFIIIB complex; nucleus; transcription preinitiation complex. Bases 26 to 547 code for a protein of 173 amino acids. The record is from RefSeq and is a predicted model, not a curated record. Gene Ontology annotation, molecular function: RNA polymerase III general transcription initiation factor activity; RNA polymerase III type 3 promoter sequence-specific DNA binding; TBP-class protein binding.